GCAACCACGUGAGGCUGUUGUUUCGGUGUGUAUCGGUCUCGGGACUAUUGUGGUAGUUCGCCGAGGUCCAGUGGGCUCCACGCAUAACGUUUUGUUUCGUUCGUCUGUAUAGGUUUAGCAGUCCAGGCUCAAAGACCAUAUCCUAACCGUUUGCCUCUGAUCUGCCGUACGAGCCAGUGUCUUAAUUUGGACCCACGUGCUCGCAUGAGGAAUUUUCAGGGAAAUGAUCCAGCUUGCCUUUCGUAUCCGAAGUCUGCAAAUAGUGAGAAAUGCCGAGAAGGCGUUGAGACAAAUGUUUUCCAAGCAAUAUCUCCUCGUCACGAACGUGGGGAUUUCGAUCUCCCUCUCGGCGCUGGGAGACGUCAUCGUGCAGCACAAGGACCUCCUCAUCCCCGAGGCUGGAACUUGGGACAAACUCAGGACUUCACACAUGGGUGUCAGUGGACUGACUGUAGGCAUCGUCACCCACUUCUAUUACCGGUACCUGGACCAGAGGUUCCCUGGACGAGCGCUGAACUGCAUCGCCAAGAAGCUCCUCAUGGACCAACUCAUCUUCUCACCCAUCUGCAUUUUUGUAUUCUUUGUGACCAUGGGACUUCUGGAGAGCUCCGAAGUUCAAGAACUGACCAAUGAAAUCCAACAAAAGGGGUGGAGGAUAUAUCUAGCCGAAUGGGCCAUCUGGCCGCCAGCACAAAUCAUAAACUUUGCCUUUCUCCCUCCACGGUUUCGUGUCCUUUAUGAUAACUCCGUGUCAUUACUAUUUGACAUUUACACUUCCUAUGUGAAAUUUGAAAUCCCCUUGAAAGAAAGGAGGAACUUUGACUGGGAUAAAAAAAUUACCACAAUGUGCCAAACCUAUAUCAAUGGUUUAGAUACAUUUGGAGUAGAUUGAAGUUUGAGUGGGAAUGAAAGUGGUAGUGUUUUUUAGAAUUUAUAGCAACCAAUCCUCAGGAAUAAUACUUUGGUGCCCCAUGUAGGUGAAGUGUUGAUCAUGUCGCAAAAGCGAGUCAGAGUGUACUGGCCCAAGAACCUCUUCUCAAAGAGACUGGAAGUGAAUUUGAGUGAACAUGUGCCUGCCCCUUUUUCCCAAUGUGCAUUGAACCACUUCGCCCUGGAGGGUGAAGGUCUGAUAGGCUGCAUCUUCCAAAAUGACCAAUUGCAUCUGUUCCCUAGUCCUGUUCAGGUCUCCCCUCCGCAUGUCCCCAUCUGCUCGAGAAUAUGCCAGAUUCACAACCGCACUGCUCCUCAAUUGUCAGAGACUGUCUUCAAAGGAAUAUCUGAUUCUUCUCUCAAGCCCAUCUUUACUUCCAUUAAGCACCCCCCAUUCUGCCCCAUUGAACAUAUGGGUCCUGAGUUACUUGCAUCCAUUCCUGAGGAACAUCUCUCCCGAGGAAUUGAUGUGGGGGUUUCAGUGAUUCUUGAAUCCUCAGAUUCAUAUGUACUGAUGACAAGAAGAGCUGCUCAUAUGAAGACAUUCCCAUCUGUCUGGGUACCCCCAGGGGGCCAUAUUGAGACGGGUGAAACCAUGGAAGAAGGUGUGCUCCGAGAACUGAGAGAAGAGACAGGGCUGGACUUUAAAAUGGACCAUUUUUCUGAAGAGUCAGUGUUGGGGCUGUGGGAGUCGACUUAUCCUCCCAUGCUGGCAUUGGGAGACCCAGUUCGCCAUCACAUUGUCGUCUAUUUCCAUUUCCACAGUACUCUUCCCCAUCAGGAGCUCCAGGAGCAACUUAAGUUGGAUCAUACAGAAGUGGAUGCAGCAGCCUGGCUCCCACUUUCGUUGGUGGAAGCCAUUGUGAAUGUAGACAUCAAUGGGAUUCCAGAAUCGAUUCCUGUGACUACAGUCAAUGAGUCAGGGCUACACAUUCAGGAUGAAGUUGCUGCACAGACAUGGUUUGAGGAGCGAGCUUCCCACCCGCAUCGACUCAGCACAGGCACUCGACAUGCCCUCGCUCUGUAUCUCCAAAACAGAUCUAUAUCUCCUCCUACAACACUUACAUACCUAAAUACAACACUUUCCCUGGCAUUGAUGUCGUUUGAUGCCCAGGAGACGCCAAUGUCUCCUCCAUUGAUGCCUCCAGAUGAGGAAAGAAGGAUGCAGGAAGUGGUGGAAGAGGUGCAGCUGGCCGACAGAGACCGUUUGGAGUCUGACUCACCUGUGAAGGAGGGAAUUUUGCAUGACCUUGCAUUUCGUGGAGAUGUCCAUGCACUUAAAUCUCUCCUUGAAUCACAAGAGGUCCAGCGUCUAGUGAAUCUACGACUCAGGCCUUUCAUUGCCUCUCCAUUGCGUCUUGCAGUCACUGCAAACCAGAUGGGAUGUGUGAAGGUGCUUCUAUGGCAUGGUGCUGAUGUUGACCUACCGGAUGUGAAGUUCCAGACCCCACUGAUGGUGGCGAUUCAUUCAGGGUUUGUGGACAUUGCCAAGGUUCUUCUGGAUGCCGGUGCAGACCCUGAGGGCCAUCCCUGCAACCUCACCACUCCUCUCAUGGUUGCUGUUGAAGCCAUCAACCCCUGUGCCAUUCGGCUGUUGAUGGAGCAUGGGGCAGAUUCAGAGAGCCUGAAGCACCUCUACCGCAAGGGCUACCCGACAUGGCCGCUCCAUUCCUCCAUCAAAGCGGGGUCCUUCGAAGCCACUUUGAUGUUGCUUUGCUGUGGCGCCCUCCCCGAUCUCUCCCACCUCCACACGGAGAGAAUCACACCCGAACUCCUUUGCCAGAAAAGUCUUCCCCAUUGUGUCAUUGACAAGAGCUUGGAGAAGGACUGGGUGUGGCGGCUAAGGGUCCUCAGAGAAUUCGGUGUGAAUAUGGGACAGGAGGACAAACAUGGAAAUGAUGUGUCAGAAUCCCUUCCUCCCUCCUCUCCUCACUACCAACCUAUCAGGGAUUUACUCUGUAAUCCCCUGUCGCUUCAGUCGCUGUGUCGCCUGAGGAUCCGUCGAGAGCUGGGUCGCUAUCGUAUCAAGGACAUCCAGACCUUGCCUGUCACAAAGAUCAUGAAGGACUUUUUGUUUUAUAAGGACUGUUGCCAAGUUUGAUCGAUACCUUGAGGCCUUUACUUUAUGGUGCUCCGCUCACUCUAGUCAAUUGCUGUUUUAUUGUGC
Molecule: messenger RNA, 3097 nt
Organism: Darwinula stevensoni
Lineage: Eukaryota; Metazoa; Arthropoda; Ostracoda; Podocopida; Darwinulidae
Source: the annotation of a GenBank genome assembly